Messenger RNA from Fragaria vesca subsp. vesca, 1982 nucleotides. RefSeq names its product 2-hydroxymuconate semialdehyde hydrolase-like. Lineage: Eukaryota; Viridiplantae; Streptophyta; Magnoliopsida; Rosales; Rosaceae. The coding region runs from base 183 to 1565 and encodes 460 amino acids. The transcript has 4 exons. The record is from RefSeq and is a predicted model, not a curated record.
CCCACUUCGUCCUAGUUUUCUCCCGUUUCCAUUAUUGGCUGUUUUCCCUAUUAAGAUAGCAGGAGCUGAAAACACACUAAACCAGAGAGCUCUACUAUAUCUAUGACAGUGUGGUGACAUCUCUCUCUCUCUCGUCGUCUAGAGCUUUCAGUUUGAGGGUUGGUGUGUGUUUCGGGUCCUGAAUGGAUGCAAUGGGAAAAACCAGAUCGGUUCUUACAUUGACAGGAAGAUUCAUAAACGAGGCUGUUAGCUUCUUCGUCUUCUCCAUUCUCGACCUCGUCGAUUUCCUCCUGUGUUUUCUCUACAAAGUUGCGGACCUUUUCUUUGAAGCCGAAUGGAAGCCUUGCUACUGUUCAUCUUCCAAAGAGGUCAUUACGAACAGCGGCAAGAUCUUGGUCUCAGAGCAGGGCGAGUCGAAAAUCGUCUGCCUUAGCUCGACGAAGCUACAGCUCGAGGAGAUCUCAGAUACACUCUACACUCGCCCUUCGCUCUUGUCCGAGGUCUCCAAGAUGACUACGAGGGAGACCAAGAGAGGUUCCGCCGUUCGAUCCUCGUUCACGGUCAACUCCACCAUCGUCGAAAUGCUUCAGGGAAAGAUCGGCGGCCAAAUAUGCCAUCCUAUCUCGAGGUGGUCGGAUUGUGACUGUAAAUUCUGCACUUCUUGGACCUCUUCUUGCAAAGAAACCCUCUACGUUCGAGCUGAAGGACCCAAAGAUCAUGAUGCACGAGAGGAUGUGCUAUUCAUUCAUGGGUUUAUUUCAUCAUCGGCAUUCUGGACGGAGACGGUGUUCCCGAACUUGUCAAGCGCUGCAAAAUCAAAUUUUAGGUUUUUUGCUAUUGAUCUUUUGGGGUUUGGAAGGAGUCCAAAGCCAGCCGACUCUAUGUACACCCUCAGAGAACACUUAGAAAUGAUCGAGCAGUCCGUGCUUGAGCCUCAUAAAGUUAAAUCCUUCCACAUUGUUGCUCAUUCAUUAGGCUGCAUUUUGGCCCUUGCCCUUGCCGUUAAGCACCCCAACUCUAUCAAAUCCCUCACCUUACUCGCCCCGCCAUACUUCCCUGUACCAAAAGGGGUACAAGCAACACAACAUGUGAUGAGGAUGGUAGCGCCGAGGCGUGUUUGGCCCGUGAUUGGCUUCGGUGCGUCCAUUGCGUGCUGGUACGAGCACAUCUCACGGACGAUCUGCCUUCUCAUUUGCAAGAACCACCGUUUUAUUGAGUUUGUUGCCAAAUUUGUGACUAGAAACAGGAUGAGAACGUUUUUGCUUGAAGGGUUCUUCUGCCACACACACAACGCAGCAUGGCACACUCUGCACAACAUAAUAUGCGGCACUGCGGGCAAGAUGGACGUCUACUUAGACACUGUUCGAGACCAACUAAAAUGCGAUGUCAAUGUGUUCCAUGGCAGAGAUGAUGAGCUUAUCCCAGUUGAAUGCAGCUACAAUGUGCAAUCGAGGGUUCCUCGGGCUCGCGUUAAGGUGAUUGAGAAGAAAGAUCACAUCACGAUUGUCGUUGGGAGACAGAAGGCUUUCACUAGAGAGCUGGAGGCGAUUUGGAACAAUUCAUAACCGUACCAAGUGCAUGGUUAAGAAUAUACAGAAAUUGAAAAGAGAUAUCUUUUACGAUAUAUUUUCGAUCUUGAGGCGUUGGUUGAUCGAGUAUGUAUGAAUGUAUGUAUGUAUGUGAUGCUUUUUCUUUUCCAAGAUAUUAGACAGGCUAGGGAUAAAAGCAGUGAGAAUUCAAAAUCUGAUCAUCAAGAACUGGGAGACUAAAUGUCUUCCUCUUCGACGUACUUCAAGGAAGUCUCAGUGAGGAUCGACUCAGCAAGCUAGAGGGCUCAGCCUUGUGAAAAUGACUACCCUAGUAGUGUAUUGUUGGGUAACAAUAUGCCCUAAAGUUUAAGACCUAAGUCAUAAAAAUGUCAAGUGUUCUUUUCUUUGGGUCCAGAUAAAACUUCAAGAAGAUAAAAGAUUACAUUUAGUACA